Molecule: messenger RNA, 1047 nt
Organism: Arxiozyma heterogenica
Lineage: Eukaryota; Fungi; Ascomycota; Saccharomycetes; Saccharomycetales; Saccharomycetaceae
Gene: PNG1
Product: peptide-N4-(N-acetyl-beta-glucosaminyl)asparagine amidase
Exons: 1
Coding region: 1-1047 (348 amino acids)
Biological process (GO): protein deglycosylation; protein quality control for misfolded or incompletely synthesized proteins; glycoprotein catabolic process
Cellular component (GO): cytosol; nucleus
Molecular function (GO): peptide-N4-(N-acetyl-beta-glucosaminyl)asparagine amidase activity
Source: RefSeq, a predicted model, not a curated record
AUGAGUGAUUCAAUAGAAUAUGAUAAAUUGGCCCAAAAUUUCUUGCAAAAGUGGAAAGAUUACAUAUUAUUAUAUUUUAGGAGACCAUCUGAUGCUCAAGAUAUAAACCAUUUCAAACAACUUAUAAGUACGAACCCAAUAGCUAGAGAUAUAGCAAACAAUGCUCGUCGGCUAUGUCAUAUAUAUGACAACCCAGAAUGGCAAUCUAAGGUUUUUGAGACUUUAGAUUUAGAUUUAAUUUACUCAAAUGUAGAUAAAAUGCCUUUGGAUCAUGAGGAUCAAUAUAGCGAUAAUUUAGUGAAAGAAUUACUACGAUAUUUUAAAAAUGAUUUUUUCACAUGGUGUAAUAAACCCAAAUGCAAGCAAUGUGGAGUCGAUUCAUACCAAGAACCAAUUGGAACGACAGCUUCUACGAUUGAGGAACAAAGAUUUCAAUGUGGGAAUGUAGAGUUAUAUAAAUGUCAACGCUGUAAUAAUAUAACUCGAUUUCCAAGGUAUAAUGAUCCAACAAAAUUGUUAGAGACCAAAACUGGUAGAUGUGGUGAAUGGUGUAACUUAUUUAUGUUAAUACUGAGAUCUUUUGGUCUUGAAGCAAGGUAUGUGAUAAAUUUCGAGGAUCAUGUUUGGAAUGAAUAUUAUUCUCCGUAUUUGAAGAAAUGGGUUCAUUUAGAUUCAUGUGAACAAUCAUUUGAUGAACCACAUAUAUAUUCAAUUAAUUGGAACAAGAAAAUGAGUUACUGCAUAGCAUAUGGAAAAUAUGAAGUAGUUGAUGUUAGUAAGAAAUAUAUUGUUCAAAACCAGCUCCCAAGAGAUAAAAUCAGUGAUUCAAAUCUUAAUCUAGUAUGCAGAAUAAUAACAAAACAAUUACAGCAAGGAUUAAAUGAUUCGGAGUUGUAUAGAGUUUAUUGUAUGGAAGAACAGGAUUAUUUAAACUCCAGAGGAAAUACACAAAGGAAAUCCAGUGAAAUACCACGUGAAGAUAGAAUUGGCAGAAAAAGCGGCCCAAAGGAAUGGACUACAAGUCGUGGUGAAGAUGGUAGAACUUAA